This is a messenger RNA of Pisolithus orientalis, 3638 nucleotides long. RefSeq names its product P-loop containing nucleoside triphosphate hydrolase protein. The coding region runs from base 27 to 3521 and encodes 1164 amino acids. Gene Ontology annotation, molecular function: RNA binding; ATP binding; RNA helicase activity. NCBI's taxonomy places the organism in Eukaryota, Fungi, Basidiomycota, Agaricomycetes, Boletales, Pisolithaceae. Gene Ontology annotation, cellular component: intracellular anatomical structure; catalytic step 2 spliceosome. The transcript has 7 exons. The record is from RefSeq and is a predicted model, not a curated record. Gene Ontology annotation, biological process: spliceosomal complex disassembly; mRNA splicing, via spliceosome.
CCCGUAGUUGCGCCUCGACGUUCACCAUGGCGGACGAUGACCUGUACAACCUCGAAUACCUCUCACUCGUUGCCAAGAUUACCCAGGAGAUUGACAAUUACAUCGGCCUAAAUGACAAAACUCUGGCUGAAUUUGUAGUGUCUCUCCACGACCAGGCCAAGGACCUAGCCGAGUUCAAGCAAAAGUUCAGGGAGAUCGACCCAACUGCUUUCCCGGAGUCGUUCGUCGAAAAUAUAGACCGCCUUAUACUCAGCCUACAUCCCAAGCACAAAAAGUCAAAAGCACUUGCGAAUGGCAGUUUGGAUUCGCAGUCGGAGCAGGACAGAAGCAACGAACGGGAUAAACACAAACGACUUUUCCCCGGACUCGCACUACCAGACAAGGAGGUUAAGGAGGAUGUGCUGAUGAAAGAAGUGGAUGAUAUGAUGGCUCAAUUCGAGGGUGCUGCGAAGAGGAAGGCACAAGUGGGUGGAGCCGAUGAGCGAGUGAAUGGGUCAGAACGGAGAGGUCGGUCAAGGUCAAGGUCUCCACCAUUGCGCCGCCGAAGCUCUUCCCCUGAUAGAGGUCGUUCGUAUAACUCGAGGCGCGACUACGGGAAUCGAGGUCGUGCCCCACUCGACGAACGUCCCAUCUUGUACAAAAUUUAUAAUGGCCGAAUAUCCAGCGUGAGGGAUUUUGGUGCCUUCGUUCAGCUCGAAGGUGUAUCUGGGCGUGUAGAAGGAAUGGUUCACGUAUCAAAUAUUCAACAUGGUGUUCGGGCAAACUCUGCCUCAGACCUUUUGAGCAGGGGCCAGAAUGUCAAGGUCAAGGUUAUGAGUAUUGCAGGUAGCCGGAUAGGUCUAUCAAUGAAAGAUGUUGAUCAAGAGACUGGACGGGAUCUUACUCCAAAUCUUCGCAUCAAGUCAGAAGCUGAGUUAGAAGAAGAGCGCCGACGCGCUGCACGUGCCUCUGGCCCGAAUUCUCUCCCUCUACGCUCGAAGGAUGAGCCUAGCUCGAACAUACGAUCCGCAAAACGCCUUACUUCCCCGGAACGCUGGGAACUCAAACAGCUCAUCUCGUCAGGAGUUAUAGAUGCUUCAGAGUAUCCGGACUUGGAUGAAGACUUUAAUAACCCAGUAGCACGUGCAGAGGUGGAAGAAGAGCUUGAUGUGGAAAUCAGAGAAGAAGAGCCGCCAUUUUUGGCCGGGCAAACAAAACGAACGCUUGAUCUUAGUCCCAUAAAGAUUAUCAAAGCUCCCGAUGGUUCGCUGAACAGAGCUGCCAUCGGCGGUACUGCCCUUGCCAAGGAACGACGAGAACUCCGUCAACAAGAGGCCAACGAACGAGCAGACUCGGAAGCCCGUGACUUCAGCGCCCCUUGGUUGGAUCCUAUGGCCAGAGAUUCUGAGAAGUUGUUUGCUCAGGAUCUCAGAUCAAAUCUCAGAGAUCAAAAGGCAGGAGAAGUCCCAACGUGGAGGCAGACAGCGUUCAACAAGGCUACGACAUAUGGAGAGCUCACCAGCCUCAGUAUUCAAGAACAGCGACGGAGCUUGCCUAUUUACAAACUCAAGGAGCCGCUAUUACAGGCCAUCGCAGAGCACCAAGUCCUCAUCGUCGUUGGUGAUACGGGUUCCGGGAAGACUACUCAAAUGGUUCAGUAUCUUGCUGAAGCAGGAUUCGCCGACAAAGGACGAAUUGGUUGCACUCAACCACGUCGUGUGGCUGCUAUGUCAGUAGCGAAACGUGUAGCAGAGGAAGUUGGCUGUCGCCUGGGACAGGAAGUCGGCUAUACCAUUCGAUUCGAAGAUUGCACAAGUCCGGAAACGAAAAUCAAAUACAUGACGGACGGUAUGCUUCAGCGCGAGUCCGUCAUCGAUCCACUCUGCAGUCAAUACUCGGUAGUUAUGUUGGACGAAGCUCACGAACGAACUAUCGCCACUGAUGUACUAUUUGGUUUGUUAAAAAAGGCUGUGAAAAAGCGCCCAGACUUGAAGUUGAUCGUCACGUCGGCUACCUUGGACGCCGAGAAGUUUUCAAAGUACUUCUUUGGCUGCCCUAUCUUCACUAUUCCCGGUCGCACAUACCCAGUCGAGAUUCUCUACACCAAGGAACCGGAGAGUGAUUACCUUGAUGCAUCUCUCAUCACUGUAAUGCAGAUCCACCUCUCUGAACCCCCAGGGGACGUUCUCCUAUUUUUGACAGGUCAGGAGGAGAUCGACACAGCUUGUGAAAUCUUAUUCGAGCGCAUGAAAGCGCUUGGACCGAAGGUACCAGAGCUCAUCAUCCUUCCGAUCUACUCUGCAUUGCCUUCCGAGGUCCAGUCUCGCGUGUUCGAACCGACCCCUGCCGGAGCACGCAAAGUGGUCAUUGCCACUAACGUGGCUGAAACAAGUUUGACCAUACCCGGCAUAUACUAUGUCAUCGAUCCCGGUUUUUCGAAGCAAAAUUGCUUCGACCCACGCCUUGGAAUGGACUCGUUGGUGGUCAUGCCGAUAUCUCAAGCACAAGCACGCCAGCGUUCAGGUCGUGCUGGGAGAACUGGUCCUGGGAAAUGCUAUCGCCUUUACACCGAAGCUGCCUAUCGUAACGAGAUGUCGCCUACCUCAAUCCCAGAUAUUCAGAGAACUAACCUCGCACAUACCAUUUUGAUGCUGAAGGCAAUGGGCAUUAACGACUUGCUUAGCUUUGACUUCAUGGACCCGCCGCCCGCUCAAACGAUGUUGACCGCGAUGGAGUCGCUAUACGCACUAUCUGCACUUGAUGACGAAGGCCUAUUGACUCGUCUUGGGCGCAAGAUGGCCGACUUUCCCAUGGAGCCUCCUCUAGCGAAGAUGCUUAUCGCCUCUGUAGAGCUUGGGUGUUCUGAGGAGAUCCUGUCUAUUGUUGCUAUGCUGUCCGUGCAAACCGUCUUCUACCGGCCAAAGGAGAAGCAAGCACAAGCAGACUCGAAGAAAGCGAAAUUCCACCAGCCAGAGGGUGAUCACCUGACACUGCUUACAGUCUAUAAUGGCUGGAAGGCCGCCAACUAUUCGAACCCGUGGUGUUACGAGAAUUUCAUUCAAGCUCGAAGUAUGAGGCGAGCACAGGACAUUCGCAAGCAACUCGUGGGUAUCAUGGAUCGAUACAAGCACGACAUUUUAUCAGCUGGCAAGGAUUAUAAUCGUGUUCGGAAGGCAAUAUGUUCAGGUUUCUUCCGAAACGCCGCAAAGAAGGAUCCCCAAGAGGGGUAUAAGACUCUCGUGGAGGGUACGCCAGUGUACAUCCAUCCGUCAUCCGCACUCUUCAACCGGGCUCCCGAGUGGCUAAUCUAUAACGAGUUGGUGCUAACAACUCGAGAAUACUGCCACAAUGUCACCACCAUUGAGCCCAAAUGGCUGGUCGAGGUCGCACCGCAAUUCUUCAAAGUCGCUGAUGCCAACAAGAUUAGCAAACGGAAGAAACAAGAGAAGAUCGAACCACUGUAUAACAAGUACGAGAAACCGGACGAAUGGCGGUUAUCGAAGGUCAAGCGGAGUGCUCGUUCAAGCCAAACCUUUGGUUGAUCCCUUCACCGUUUCAAGAAUCAAUUGGGCAUCUCUUUUUGUUUUUGUUUUUAUGUAUCUAUAGAUUACUUUGAUCAUGAACUAGUACAUCGCCUUGCAAUAUAUUCAUUCGGUUCA